GUGCUCUGCUGGGCAAUUGCACUGAGCUCACCUCAAGCGUUCUCAACACCUCAUUGCAUAUAAUUUCCUGAAGAAUUUACAAGAGAUUUAGAAGAUUAAGAUGUCGUGUGGUGGAAGUUGCAACUGCGGUUCGAGCUGCGGAUGCGGUGGCGGCUGCGGAAAGAUGUACCCUGACCUGGCAGAGAAGAACACCACCACCACCUCAGUGACCAUGGUCCUCGGUGUUGCACCUGAAAAGGGGCACAGCGAAGCGGGUUUCGAGUUGGCUGCCGGCUCCGGUGAGGCCGGCCAUGGCUGCAGCUGCGGCUCCAGCUGCAAGUGCAACCCCUGCAACUGCUAAAUGUCAAGGCGAAGACUGUAACCAUGCAACAGCAUUCCCAGCUGUGAUGAACAAAUAAAAGAAGAUAUCCAGUGUGCAUGAUGGAUCAGUCCCUGUAUAUUUGGUUGUGUGAAUUCAUAAGUAUGUGUGUGUGUUUGUGUGGACAAGAUUCUCCUAUCAAUUGUCAAAGGCCAUUGUGGAUUUUGUGGCUGGAAAACUAUGUGGCUUCUUGUCCAAUCUACUGGUCAUCAUCUUGCCAGUGUGCCAUGUGUAAUGUUGUUCAGUGAAAUGCAAGAUUGUUUGUGUAUGAA
Oryza sativa Japonica Group (Japanese rice) is the source of this 630-nucleotide messenger RNA. Its product is annotated as metallothionein-like protein 4C. The record is from RefSeq and is a predicted model, not a curated record. Gene Ontology annotation, molecular function: metal ion binding. NCBI's taxonomy places the organism in Eukaryota, Viridiplantae, Streptophyta, Magnoliopsida, Poales, Poaceae.